Messenger RNA from Aspergillus aculeatinus CBS 121060, 1377 nucleotides. RefSeq names its product metal dependent phosphohydrolase. Gene Ontology annotation, cellular component: nucleus. The record is from RefSeq and is a predicted model, not a curated record. NCBI's taxonomy places the organism in Eukaryota, Fungi, Ascomycota, Eurotiomycetes, Eurotiales, Aspergillaceae. Gene Ontology annotation, molecular function: dGTPase activity. Bases 96 to 1193 code for a protein of 365 amino acids. Gene Ontology annotation, biological process: dGTP catabolic process. The transcript has a single exon.
CUUCUUUCUCCCUCUCCCUUGGACUCUGUACACAUCUUCAAUUGAUUAUUCUUCCACCACUUCCAUCCUUUCUUUCCUCCCCGCAUAUCCUCCACAUGUCAUCCACCGACGACGCGUGCAUCAUUACCUCCGAGAUGGCCGCCGACGAGGACCUGAAAGCGGGGCACUUCCAGACGCUGACGAUCGAAUCCCCCCACCGCAUCAUCAUCACCGACACGCUGUACGGCACGCACGAGAUCACCGAGCCCGUCCUCCUCGACCUGCUGCAGAGCCCGGACCUGCAACGUCUGAUCGGCAUCUGCCAGCACGGCGUCACCGGCCACCUGGGCUUACUCCCGGGCGCCGUCAAGAUCACGCGCUUCGAGCACUCCGUCGGCGCCUGCCUGCUCGUGCGGACCCAGGGCGCCACGCUGGAAGAGCAGGUGGCCGCGCUCCUCCACGACAUCAGCCACACGGUGCUCAGCCACGUCGUCGACUGGGCGCUGUCCAACCCGCAGGAGGAGAGCUUCCACGAAGUCCACAAGGCGCGCUACCUGCAGACGACGGGCAUCCCGGCCAUCCUGGCGCGGCACGGCAUGCCGCCGACCGUGCUGCACGAGGAGCAGUACCCGCUGGUCGAGCUGCCGGCGCCGCAUCUCUGCGCGGACCGCCUGGACUACGCGCUCCGCGACGGCCUCGCCUUCGGGAAGCUGACCCAGGACCGCGUGCGCGAGCUGCUGCGCUGUCUGCGCGCCUUCCCCUACCCGACCGCGCGCAACCGCAUCCUGGUGCUGGAGCACCGCCGCGUCGCGCUCGGCUUCGCCCGCGCUUAUCUCCAGAUCGACCAGGAGGUGUGGUCCAACCCCGCCCACGCCGACAUGUACAAGCGCACCGGCCGGUUGAUCGGGGAGCUGGUGCGCCAGGGCAAGAUGCCCGAGGAGGUGCUCUGGACGCUCUCGGAUGAGGAGUUCUGGGCCCUGUUGCUGCGGCUGGCGGACGCGGAGGGGGCGGCGAUGUUGAAGCACUUCGAGCGGGAGGGGCUGGCGGAGGAGCACGGUCUGCCUCUGCCCAAGAAUGCGAAGAUCAGGACGGUCGAUCCCGACGUCUGGGAGAAUGAGUACAUCCCCGCGCCUCUGUCGCAGUUGAGUCCCGAGUGGGCGGCGGAGCGUCAGGCCUACAUUGCUCGUCGCGAGGCGACACGCGCGUUGGACUAGUUGGCAGGGUUGAAAUUUGGAAAGACUAGACUGGAUGCUUCAGGAUGAACUACGCGAUUAUGUGGCGAUCUACAGACGAAAUGGCUUAUCUUUCCUUGUAUCUAUCUUGCACCAUGCUUGGGCAUACACAUUGGCGCUACAUCAGAGCGGGUUGGCAGAGACGGGGCUUUUCGUGGAAUGAGAG